Messenger RNA from Bursaphelenchus xylophilus (pine wood nematode), 2062 nucleotides. NCBI's taxonomy places the organism in Eukaryota, Metazoa, Nematoda, Chromadorea, Rhabditida, Aphelenchoididae. The record is from the annotation of a GenBank genome assembly.
AUGACAGUCAACCUCUUGAACAACGAGGCCUCCCUAUUAGAGGCCAUCGAAUCCGCUUGUAAUUCGGACAGUUCGUGGUAUGUUCGGGUAUAUUAAUUAAGGGUACUUGAGAGAACAGGAAGCGGCUCUUCUUUGUUUGAUUAACACUUUUUUAGGUCCAUCUUCGAGUACGAUGGAGGCUCCAAUAUUCUGAAAGUGGGGGGACGAGGAGGUGAGCAAGCUUGUUCAUGAUUCAGAAGCUCUCUUUCUAAAUGCCUGAGGCGUUCCAAAUUUUUGUCUUAUAUUCCCAUUCUUUUAUUUUAUUUUCUACCCGAAAACAAUCAAAUUAAUUUUAGAUAGUGGUCUAAAACAGAUCCUCGCCGAAUUUGACACCUCUAUAAUACAAUACGGCCUAGUACCAGUCAGUGUCGGAGGUCAAAGGAAGGUGAUUUUGAUUCACUGGGUGAGAAAGCAAACAAUUUGCUUAAUACUCAAUCAUUCAGCAAGGAGAGGGAGUCCCGGCCAUCCGAUUGGCACAGAUCGCUUCCCAUUUGGAGGAGAUCAAACGACUCAUCAAGAAGGUCAAUCUGGUCAUUUACGCUCGGAAUCAGGAGGAUCUAGAGAUUACUUCGGUCUGCAAUCAACUUCAGAAAUUGGCCAUGGCCCCACCACCUCAACUUCCAGCCAAACCGCAGCCAUUUGUGCCUCAGGCCGCGUCUAUUGAUAAAGUUAAACAAGUCAGACCGGAAAAAGAAAUUGAGUUGGGAGAACGGGAAAAGUUUUGGAAUGAGGUAAGGAGGAUUUAGAAAUAGCUAAACGACCUUUACUGAGGUGUUAAUUAGAUAAAGGGAAUAUUUUUGCAAUGGAAAACAAAACACACGUAUUACAGCUGCGAGCAGAAGAAGAAGAACGGCGAAAGGAAGAGCUCCUGAAGCAAGAAGAACAGAGAAAACAGUACGAGUUGGAAAGGAAGCUCUGGGAGAAAGAACUGCAUCAGAUCCAUAUCAGCGCUGCUGCCAGAGCGGCCCAAGAAGCGGCCAAAGAUCAGCCAGCUCCACCUCCGGCCCCAAAACCGGUGAAAAAACAUUCUCUGGUCUCAGGCCGAGCUCAGAUGUUUGAUGAAAAAGUGGCCGAAUUGGUAAGAACAUUAUUAGCUUAAAUUUUAAUUUUUAGAAAAAUGAUGACUAUACUAGUCGCGCCAUAAAGUCCUGAAACAAGAGCUUGCGCGAAAGUGCAUGUCGUUUGUGAAAAAACGGGGAAUUGCCGCGGCGGGUGGAAAAACGCACUGUGGAAAUGUGGGACUUUAUAGCGCAACUAGUACAAUUAUGACUACCGUAAAUUUUAAGGUCCGAACAACUCCCAAAGUCCUCAGUAAAAACAAGCAGUUCAAAUUCGAAGUUGCCCUCCAGCCCAAGAAUCCUCCACCUCCAGUCAAUUCGUCAGCCAAUAUUGAUGACACUUUUAUUCCCUUGGUUUUCGAAGAUCCAUCUAAACCUGUGGCCAAGGUUGUUCCUCAACCGCCAGAACAAAAAGUGGAAGAAGUUGUAGAGAAAAUUGAAGAGAAAGAGGUUCAGAAAAUCGAUGAACCUCCGAAGAUCUCGGAGCAGAAUUCCGUCCUCAGGGCAUUGACCCUUUGGGACUAUCAGGCCGGUAAGUGAAUUCAUGAUUAGAAUCUAUCGGGAAAGUCCUCUGGACAUGUAUUUUUUGCGUAUUUUUUUAUAAAAGGAAAGUUAUCUUAUGCUGUUCUAAGGAGCGAAAAAAUUUCUGGAAAGAGACUGUGGAAAAAAGAGAGGAGUCAGAGAAAAAAAUAUUAUUAUUGUUAGAAUUUUUCGAAUUUGAUCGAAAAAAGUCGAUUCUUUCGCAGCACGAUUUUUUUCAAAAAGGCAUUUUCGUUUUUGCACCAUAGUUUACAUGAUGACAACAUUCUUAGCAUUUUAUUUUUUCAGAUGACAACACCGAGAUUAGUUUUGAUCCUAACUGGAUUCUGACGGACAUCGAGCAGUUGUACGAUGGCUGGUGGAGAGGGCGUGCCCCCAACGGCCAAGUGGGCCUAUUCCCUUCAAAUUAUGUUAAACUCCUUUGA